AUGGUUGUCCAGCAGGGGAAGCAGUUGUGUUGCUACAAUUGCCAUGAGUGCCCCAAAGGGGGGAUUUCAACCCAGAUGGAUGCAGACCAGUGUGAGUUUUGUCCAGAAGACCAGUAUCCAAACAAGAAACAGGACCAGUGUAUGCCCAAAAUAAUAAGCUACCUCUCUUAUGAGGAGCCCUUGGGAGUAGUUCUGACAUCCUUAGUUCUUUCCUUCUGUGUGAUCACACUUGUUGUGAUGAGGAGCUUCAGCCUGCACUGGGACACCCCCAUCGUCAAGGCCAACAACUGGAGCAUCACGUGCAUCCUGCUUUCGUCCUUGUUGCUCUGCUUCCUCUGCUCCUUCUUGUUCACUGGGAGACCUGGGAAGUUGACUUGCCUUGUCAGGCAAACCAUGUUUGGCAUCAUCUUCUCCAUCGCUGUUGCUUCUGUGUUAGCAAAGACCAUCACAGUCGUGCUGGCCUUCAUGGCCACUAAGCCUGGAAACAGCAUGAGGAAAUGGGUGGGGAAGGGAUUGGCAGUAUCAGUGAUAUGUUUAUGUUCUCUCAUUCAAAGUGUCAUCUGUGUUGUGUGGCUGGUAACUUCUCCACCCUUCCUGGAGCCUGACAUGCACUCUGAAAUUGGUGCAAUCAUAAUUCAAUGCAACGAAGGCUCACCUCUCAUGUUCUACCUUGUCCUGAGCUACAUGGGUUUUCUGGCCCUCAUCAGCUUCACAGUGGCUUUCUUUGCCAGGAAGUUGCCUGAUACCUUCAAUGAAGCUAAGCUCAUCACCUUCAGCAUGUUGGUCUUCUGCAGUGUGUGGGUGUCCUUUGUACCCACCUACCUGAGCACCAAGGGGAAAUACAUGGUGGCCGUGGAGAUCUUCUCCAUAUUGGCCUCAGCUGCUGGCUUACUGGGUUUCAUCUUCCUUCCCAAGUUGUACAUUAUCUUGCUGAGGCCUGAUCUGAACACCAGAGAGCAGUUAUCUAGGAAGAAGAGUGAUUUCUGUUGA
Messenger RNA from Varanus komodoensis (Komodo dragon), 990 nucleotides. RefSeq names its product vomeronasal type-2 receptor 26-like. Gene Ontology annotation, molecular function: G protein-coupled receptor activity. The transcript is spliced from 2 exons. Gene Ontology annotation, cellular component: membrane. Lineage: Eukaryota; Metazoa; Chordata; Lepidosauria; Squamata; Varanidae. Gene Ontology annotation, biological process: G protein-coupled receptor signaling pathway. Bases 1 to 990 code for a protein of 329 amino acids. The record is from RefSeq and is a predicted model, not a curated record.